AUGCAGAUGGAGGCGGGAUUACAAGUCCGCGGCGUUCUGGAGUUUAGGGAAUCCCCCUUGUAUAGAGGUCCUAGACUCACUAACUUGGUCCGGGCUAACACAACUCCUGACCGAAGUACGGGUUGGCAAGCCUUAGGCUUUGGUCAAGAGGGUCGAGUUCGUGGACGGGCUGACCUGGGCUCUGAUUUGUUCUUAGUCUGGGAUGGCCUAUUCGGCGAACUUCGUCAUUUUGUGGCGCUUCUCGGAACGUCUGUGCCUAGGUCGGUUCGGGGGUGUUACAGGACGGGACAGGGCAGACAGGACGGAUGA
Molecule: messenger RNA, 309 nt
Organism: Microthlaspi erraticum
Lineage: Eukaryota; Viridiplantae; Streptophyta; Magnoliopsida; Brassicales; Brassicaceae
Source: the annotation of a GenBank genome assembly